Messenger RNA from Tuber melanosporum (Perigord truffle), 2630 nucleotides. RefSeq lists its product as uncharacterized. Lineage: Eukaryota; Fungi; Ascomycota; Pezizomycetes; Pezizales; Tuberaceae. Gene Ontology annotation, molecular function: phosphatidylinositol-4-phosphate phosphatase activity. The transcript has 8 exons. Gene Ontology annotation, cellular component: endoplasmic reticulum. The record is from RefSeq and is a predicted model, not a curated record. Bases 1 to 1953 code for a protein of 650 amino acids. Gene Ontology annotation, biological process: phosphatidylinositol dephosphorylation.
AUGGCUCCCGUUAAUCCCUUUUGUGAUAUCAACAUCACGACAUCACCGUCACGCUACGCUUUCGGUUCACCCUCCUCUCCAAAUGCACCGGCUCUUGUGGUUGACCGUCCCUCCGGGGACAUGCGUCUCGUUGAGUCGCCAAUUUCAAGGGGGAAGCGGAUAGGCAACGUUGCCGGAGUCCUAGGAGUUAUUCGACUGCGUCUUGACAAGUAUAUCAUCAUUAUAACCAAGGCUGUGCUGGUCGGGCGUAUCCGAGGACAUGCCGUGUAUAAGGUCCACACUACUGAAUUUCUGCCCUUACAGGAAAGACAGUUGCACGACCCAGACGAGGAUACCUACUUGUCACUUUUACGCACUCACCUACGUACCGGGCCCAUGUAUUUUUCGUAUACCUUCGAUUUGACAAACUCAUUCCAGCGCCAGUCCUCCGCUGAUACCUCACUUCCCCUCUGGCAGCAGGCGGAUGAACGUUUUUUCUGGAAUCGGUACAUACAAUCAGACUUGAUUGAUCUCCGCAGUUCAAACCCGGCUGCGGACCCGUUCAUCCUCCCCGUCUUCUUUGGCUUCCUUAGCAUUACACUGACUGCGCUUAAGUCCACCCCGUUGAGUUUCAUUCUUAUCACUCGAAGGUCGCGACAUAGAGCAGGGACUAGGUACUUUACACGUGGAGUGGAUGAGUCUGGAAACGUUGCAAAUUUCAAUGAAACUGAGCAGAUCGUCAUCAUUGGCGGCUCUACUGCCAAGGUUUUCAGUUUUGUUCAAACUAGGGGAAGUGUGCCGGUGUACUGGGCAGAGGUAAACAACUUGCGUUAUACCCCGGAGCUCCAGGUCAGGGGUGUAGAUUCUGCGAUGAACUCGGCAAGAAAGCAUUUCGAUCACCAGAUCAGAUUAUAUGGAGAUAACUAUCUGGUUAACUUGGUAAACCAGAAAGGUCGAGAGCAAAGAGUUAAAGCAGCGUAUGAACACAUUGUCAAGCUGCUUCCCACCAAAAGGACUGAUAUACCAGACCAACUGCACUAUGUUUACUUUGACUUUCACCAUGAAUGCGGAGGAAUGGAAUGGCACAGGGCACAGCUACUUCUCGAACAGCUAGGUGGUGGCCUAUACGAUCAACAAUAUUUUCAUUCUGUUGAGGGAAAAUUUGUGUCGAGUGACAUUCGGAGCUAUCAGACGAGCGUUGUUAGGACUAACUGCAUGGACUGCCUGGACAGGACAAACGUCGUGCAGAGCAUGCUAGCCCGGCGAACCCUGAAUCGCCAGAUGGUUGAUGCUGGUGUUCUUGGGGAGGGAGAAAAUACCGCAUCCUUCAAUAGCUUUGAGGUCAUAUUCAGGAGCGUAUGGGCUGACAAUGCGGAUGUUGUGAGCCAGACGUAUUCUGGCACUGGGGCACUGAAGACUGAUCUCACAAGAACCGGAGUACGAACAAAGGCUGGAGCUAUUGCGGAUCUAUCGAGCUCUAUCACCCGAUAUUUCCGUAACAAUUUUAGUGAUGGGCCACGGCAGGAUGCGUACGAUCUCUUUUUAGGGGUCCAUCUUCCCUCGUCAACCUCCAUGUCCUCCCUACUGUUUAUCGAUCGCCGCCCGAUAAUGAUUCAGAGCAUUCCAUAUGUUCUUUGUGGGGCUAUUCUUCUUGAACUCGCGGCCUUUGUGUUGCCGCGUACUACUGACGAGAGCCCGUUGAGCAUGAGAAUAUUUGCUCUCUUCUGGCUUGCUGUUGCCUUAUGGGCAACCAAUUUCAUCACGAAGCAUGGAAAACUUUAUGUGAACUGGCCAAGAUUGAACACUCCAAGUUUUGCAGUGCAGGGGUAUAAUGAGGAGUUGAGAAGUGCAAAGAAAGAUCUAAUCAUUGGGAAGUGGAUCGGUAGAGGCGGCAAUGCUCGCGAGCGUGAUUCAGGCGCAGGAGGAAGUGGUAGAUUGGUUCACUUGGAGGAGGGGAAGAAGAGGAUCGAGUAGAAGUGCACAGUGAGAAGGAGUGAGAGAGGGGGGACGGGGCUUGAUGGAAGCACUCGCGGUGUGGUGGCUGAGGUAAGACAUGGGGGAGAGGAGAAGGGGGGCAGGAGCUCGGAAGGGCGGUACCUGUGUAACCCUGUGUUACUGGUGUGACACAUUUGGCUGCGAUUGUGUUACACGUGGUUUGGAGGACAGGGAGGACUAGUAAUAAGAGAAUUUUCAACAGAACUGUUGCCUAGCUACAGGUGAGAUUCUGUGUGUUCACCUUUCGUCACAAUUUUCCCUUCCUUCCAUCCUUUUUUAUUUUUAAUUUUUUUAUUAUUUUCUUUCCUCCGUCCAUUUCUCUCCAACCCCCCCUCCCUCCCCACUCCUCUCAUUACACACUAAGCCAGUUAUUUAGUUAAAGCCAAUAUGGGGUUUUUCUUUGUCACCUGGCCCAUCGCCUUAUCUGAUACAUACUAUUCCAUCUUUUCGUUAACCUCCUUUUCCUUAUAUCAUAUCACAUUAUUUCUUCCUUUCCUAUUUCCUUUUUCUCCACCAUCGCCAUAAUUUUGAUAUAUCUCUUUGAAUCCGUUUGUUGAUUUGUUUGUUGCCCUGCAUUACAUAUCAUCCGGGGUUCAUCCGGUGUUAGUUUGUUUAGCAGUUUGGUUUGAUGCAAUUAUCAUACACCUAAAUAAUAA